Messenger RNA from Anneissia japonica, 1005 nucleotides. RefSeq names its product fibropellin-1-like. The record is from RefSeq and is a predicted model, not a curated record. Gene Ontology annotation, cellular component: extracellular region. Gene Ontology annotation, molecular function: peptidase inhibitor activity; calcium ion binding. Bases 394 to 1005 code for a protein of 203 amino acids. Lineage: Eukaryota; Metazoa; Echinodermata; Crinoidea; Comatulida; Comatulidae. The transcript has 7 exons.
UGCGUCAUAGAAUCCAAUAGGACUGGUCCUUCUUGGAAACGAACUGUUAGCAUGCUUCUUAGGAUAAAUCUUUUAUAUAAAUAAGUAAAAUGCAUUUAUUUUCGUAGGUAUAAAUAUCGAUGCAUUGUUGUUGGCAAAUGCAAUACCACCAGGUAGUACCAUAAUAUGUACUAUUAGUUGUAGAUAAGAAAUGCGUUUGUUAUAGAUGUGAAAACAGAUUACUCUCGGAUUACUAUUAAACAUAGGGAUUAAACGGCCACUUAACCGUCGACCUAAUUUUCAGAGUCACUUAAUAGCCAAAUCUGAAGAUCAUAUAUCCAAGGCCUUUGAGGAAAAAACUGACUCAAUUUUAGCUCAGAUCAAUUGAAUUCCGGAACUUCAUAAAGAUAAAAAAUGCGUCUACUCAGGUAUAUUUGUGGCCUGCAUGUGAUUGGACUGCUCGAAUGGUCCUUUGGUCAGUCUGUAUGUUAUGAUGGUAGCAGUAAUCCGUACACGCAGGGUCAGCAAAUUCAGCAAGUCUGCAACACGUGUAUUUGCGAAGAGGAUGGCUGGAACUGUACACUGAAUGCGUGCUCAGAUCCUUGCUUUUCGUCACCGUGUGAAAAUGGUGGAACGUGUGUACGGAAUCAGGACUCGUACAAUUGCUUCUGCAAAAGCGGAUAUUUCGGAUCGAACUGCGAAACAGAUGAAUCCUGUUCAGGCGAUGAUGAUGUGAGCAAUGGUUAUUGCGAUGAGGAAUGCUAUUGCUUGAAUGGAACAGUCACAUGUGAUCCACCAACGGGAUGUCCAGACUUAGAAUGCAAUAACACAGUUCUGGUUCCCGGGGACUGCUGCCCCAUAUGCUGGCCUGACCCGAAGGCUGGUUUCUGCCCUGAAAGUACUUUCACUUCGAUUGGAAGCUGUGAGAAUACAUGUCAACAUGAUGUCAACUGCACCGGUGACCAGAAAUGCUGCUUCAACGGAUGCGGGUUGUCGUGCAUCGAUCCACAUCCAGGUAAGUAUUAG